This is a messenger RNA of Desarmillaria tabescens, 588 nucleotides long. RefSeq lists its product as uncharacterized. The coding region runs from base 1 to 588 and encodes 195 amino acids. The record is from RefSeq and is a predicted model, not a curated record. NCBI's taxonomy places the organism in Eukaryota, Fungi, Basidiomycota, Agaricomycetes, Agaricales, Physalacriaceae. The transcript is spliced from 3 exons. Gene Ontology annotation, molecular function: protein binding.
AUGUCUCCUUCAAAGAACAUGGAGGUCGAAUUAUCAAGGUCACCCAAUCCUUCCAUAGCGAUACCCGAAAUUCCCGUAGAAGUCAUCGAGGAAAUCCUAGAUAAUCUCCACACCGACAAAUCCGCACUUAAGUCUUGCUCUCUCGUCUCUCGUCCCUUCUACCCCCGCACCCGCCAAUAUCUUUUCCAACACGCCUUCAUCUACCACAUCGGCCAAGAAACCCUUCUUCGUCUCCACAACUUGGCCCUCACGUCCCCGCACAUAUUCCAACGCUUCAAAUCCUUCAUCGACGCACUAUCCACCGCGAGCCGCUUGGAAACGCUCAAGCUCACUAUACUCAUACCCUCCUUUGAGGAUUUUGCCGAGGAAGACGACAUGUGGGAUAUGUUCAUCGAAUUGAGCCUCGUGCUUUCGGGAUAUAGGGUCUUUCGGUGCCUUGAGGUAACCUACGAAUGCGACUUUUAUGUCGAGGAAGAGGUUAAGGCUCAGAUGUUGUCUUGGACGUGGACUGGUUUUGCGUUUUUGCAUGAAAGGGAUGCGUUGAAGGUAGAGUUGUCUGGUUAUAAAGUUGAGUAUCUGAAAGUGUAG